This is a messenger RNA of Solanum tuberosum (potato), 351 nucleotides long. RefSeq names its product oligouridylate-binding protein 1-like. The record is from RefSeq and is a predicted model, not a curated record. The transcript is spliced from 2 exons. NCBI's taxonomy places the organism in Eukaryota, Viridiplantae, Streptophyta, Magnoliopsida, Solanales, Solanaceae. Bases 1 to 351 code for a protein of 116 amino acids. Gene Ontology annotation, molecular function: nucleic acid binding.
AUGGACCCACCAACGGUCUGUAGGUCUAGUCGUAGUCCAUGGCCUGAACAACUUAUUGGUGGCCUUUCCACGGAUCCACCUCUGAGUUCAGAUGCUAGAAGUGUUGUUGAAUUGACAACUGGAACAUCAGAUGAUGGUCAAGAGAAGGCCAAUGGAUACGCUCCAGAAAAUAAUCCCCAGUACACAAUUGUUUGUGUGUGUACAACAGUUGACCUCCAUCAUCAUUUUCAUGAACUUGGGGCUGGUGUCAUUGAAGAAUAUAUAUGUAUUCAGCGAGACAAAGAUUUUGGUUUUGUAAGAUACAAUAGUCAUGUUGAAGCCGCUCGAGCUAUUCAGUUGGGAAAUGCCUGA